Daldinia vernicosa is the source of this 551-nucleotide messenger RNA. RefSeq lists its product as uncharacterized. The transcript is spliced from 3 exons. The record is from RefSeq and is a predicted model, not a curated record. Lineage: Eukaryota; Fungi; Ascomycota; Sordariomycetes; Xylariales; Hypoxylaceae. Bases 197 to 460 code for a protein of 87 amino acids.
ACAUCCUCCCCACUUCAACGGGUCGUUAUCUACCACUAUUAAUACAACCUUUUCCCCCCUCUUUUCUUCCUUUCCCUUAGUUGCCAACAGCUUGAACCCUUCUUGGGCGUCAUCUACUCUACCAUUCCCAAAUCCCUUCCUAGGUUUCAUCAAGACCUCUUCAUACCACCACUACUCAUCAUCAUUCAUUGCCACCAUGAGCGACAGAGGCUACGAGUACAAGAGCUCCGGCUAUAACAGCCAGGGUAAUCAUUACUGUGCCCGUGACUACGGCAGCAGUGCCUCGAACUCGAACUCAUACCAUUACUCCAACCAGGAUGGCUCGUACUAUUACUCCAACCCUAACGGCUCUACCUACUACAACAACGGUCAGGGCGGCUCAACCUACACCUCUUCGUCGGGCUACACGUCCUCGUCAGGAUAUGGAGGUAGUAGCAGCAGCAGUGGUGGCAAGAAAUAGGAGUCUUGUCUAGGACCCAAGGGUAACUCGUGUCCCUUUAUCGCGGAAGCUUGGGUGGCCUAAGCCUUAAGAGUGAUUUAUGUCCCCUUUA